Messenger RNA from Xylona heveae TC161, 1900 nucleotides. Its product is annotated as phosphotyrosyl phosphatase activator. Gene Ontology annotation, molecular function: peptidyl-prolyl cis-trans isomerase activity; protein tyrosine phosphatase activator activity. Gene Ontology annotation, biological process: mitotic spindle organization. The record is from RefSeq and is a predicted model, not a curated record. NCBI's taxonomy places the organism in Eukaryota, Fungi, Ascomycota, Xylonomycetes, Xylonales, Xylonaceae. The transcript has 3 exons. Gene Ontology annotation, cellular component: protein phosphatase type 2A complex; cytoplasm; nucleus. Bases 103 to 1518 code for a protein of 471 amino acids.
CCAUGAUAAUAAUAAAUACUCACUCCUGCUACCUUUUUGACAGGAGCCUACACUCCAUGCUAAACAAACCCCCUGAAUAAUUUUUUGGUUCAAAUUUGCGAAAUGCCCGCAAGCAGGCCCGAGAUCAAGGCUCCACGCCCAAGACUGCCGUUGUUGAAUCCGUCAAAUAAUCACACCUUUAUACAGCCAACAAAAAGGAUCAACGACGGGCAAGACAUCGCUAACUUUCUAACUUCGGAGGCAUAUCAUGAUAUUGUUACAUUUCUGAUGCAAUUGAAUGCAUCGAUGUUUCCAACCGUGAUCCCGACCCCGGAGGGCGAAAAGAAUCAUAUCCAAACUUGGGAAGCUGGAACCAAUGCCGUGGUCUUCUCAAAUACGGUUUUAAAGCUAAAAGUUUUACUAGAGGAUCUUGAAGGAAUAAUAGCAGAAGCACCACCAGACCAAGGGCCUCGCAGGUUUGGCAACAUAAGCUUUCGAAAAUGGUAUCAGAUUGUGGAAUCUCGACUUCCCGAGCUCUUAAAAAGAAACCUACCAGCUCAAGUGCGCUCCUUUCAUCAAGACGGACAGGAUGAAACUUCUCCAGUAAUUGAGCUUGAAUCAUAUCUUUUAGGUGCUUUUGGUAGCGCUCAGAGAUUGGACUACGGUACUGGUCACGAAUUAAGCUUUUUAGCCUUCUUGGGUGGCAUCUGGAAGCUUAAUGGGUUUGCCACUACGGAUCCAGGUGUUGAGGAAAGGGGCAUAGUCCUAGGCGUUUUCGUUCCCUAUCUCUCCCUUGUACGUCGGCUCAUAAAGACAUACAGCCUAGAACCGGCCGGCUCGCAUGGGGUUUGGGGUUUGGACGAUCAUUCCUUCAUUCCGUACAUUUUGGGAUCGGCGCAGUUGUCCCCACCAAUUACUAAAUUAGAAGAGCUGCCAUCGGAAGGGUCGCUCCCAGGAGCGCCUGAUCCAGCUGCGGUUGUGAAAGCUCUUAUCGUGGAAAGAGAGCGACACCGCAAUCUAUAUUUUGACGCUAUUGGGUUUAUCUAUGAUGUCAAAAAGGGUCCCUUCUGGGAGCACAGCCCAAUACUCUAUGAUAUAUCAGGUGUUCCAGGGGGCUGGGCAAAGAUCAACAAGGGAAUGAUCAAGAUGUACAAUGCGGAAGUGCUGUCAAAAUUCCCAGUGGUGCAACAUUUUCCAUUCGGUUCUCUUUUUCAAUGGCAACAAGAUCCUCAUGCAAUGCCGCCGCCUGUUUCGGCCCACAUUUCCAGUCAACCAGCAAGAGCCAGUCCUAGCUCCGCGCAGGCGGGUUAUGCUUCUGCCCGGGAGCCGGUGCAAGAAGGUACAAGAGCGCCUUGGGCACAACCCACCUCAAUGGGAAGGCCUCCGAUGGCCGCUACAGCUGCACCCUGGUCUCGACACCCUGAUCGGACGGGACUAGGGACGGGGUCCACACACAAUCGCGGUAUAGCACGAGACGUUGAUGCUCAGGCUCAAUCCAGCGGGGAUAUCGUCGGCACUCGUGCUCCGUGGGCGAAGUAGAUGUCUGUUUCUAAUGGUGGCCGUGACUCAACAUCAAUUAUACGGCUUUGGGAGGCUCGCAGCGACACAUCUGUGACACUGCUGCUAUCUAAGCGAAAUAGGCGGGCUCAUUGCUUUGCCUCUACGCGCUGGGUCAACUGCGCUAUCUGUAUAAUAGUAAAUGAGCCAUGACGGCGCUCAAUGGUUGACAAGUGCAGGCGAUCCUGCUAGAUGUAAUAAUAAUAAAACUGCAAGAUACCCCGGCAAACCUUUGCCCAUGAAACAAUUCAAGAAUACUCAGGGUAGAUCGGAUAACUAGCAGUUGCUUGUUCUGUUAGCAACAAGCUCCAGGUUAAUCAGCUGAGGAACUCUUUGUGCUUUAAGCGAAACGCACCCGGCCAGG